This is a messenger RNA of Lactuca saligna, 792 nucleotides long. Lineage: Eukaryota; Viridiplantae; Streptophyta; Magnoliopsida; Asterales; Asteraceae. The record is from the annotation of a GenBank genome assembly.
AUGGGGGACAAUAAAGUGUCUUGCAAGAAUCCCUCAUUCAAACCAACACCAAAGCCUAAGAAGAAAAUAGGAAGGCCAAGGUUGAAUCCAGAAUUGAUCAAUUGCACAAGACUUGGGAGAGGUGGUGGAAGAGGUGGUAGAAGAGGGGGUAGAAGUGGUGGAAGAGGGUAUACCAGUGUUUAUGAAGAAGGUGAAAGUUCUGGGAAAAAAGAACCUAGGAUUGAGACUCAAUUUGUCACCCAAACAACACCUAAUGUUGAGAGUCAAUUUAUCACCCAAACAGCACCUAUUGUUGACAGUGAACAUGUACCAGAAACACACGAAACAGAUGUUAAGAUUGAUGAUGAAGGUGAUGGUCUUGAUAUGGAUGGUCUGGAUCAAAUACUGCAUGAUUUUAGUUACCUUAGAGAAUCAAAAUACAGUGAAGCAGAGAUCCUUUUGUGUCUUAAUAUCAGCCAAUCACAACUUAAAGGAUUUGAUGCUUUGCUUCACCAAUCCAAACAAGCUGCAAAGGAUGUGCCUUUUGUGAGAGAGCAUGUACCAGAAACACAGGAGGACAAUGAUGAAAACAAGGAGGAGAGUGACUAUGAAGAAUCACAGGUGGACAAUGAUGAAGAUGGAGCCGAGGAUGAUGAAGAGGGAGUUGAUGAUACUCAAGUUAGGGUUAGAACUCAAGUCAAGGUUAGAAAAAGAAAACCUUCUGAAAGGAUCACUGAAAACAUGUUGAAGAAAAUUGUGGUUGACAAGAAAGGAAUAGGAAUGCAUUUAGAAAAACUUCUUAGUUUGGAUUAG